Molecule: messenger RNA, 993 nt
Organism: Cokeromyces recurvatus
Lineage: Eukaryota; Fungi; Mucoromycota; Mucoromycetes; Mucorales; Mucoraceae
Product: kinase-like domain-containing protein
Exons: 4
Coding region: 1-993 (330 amino acids)
Biological process (GO): regulation of mitotic cell cycle; protein phosphorylation
Cellular component (GO): nucleus
Molecular function (GO): cyclin-dependent protein serine/threonine kinase activity; ATP binding
Source: RefSeq, a predicted model, not a curated record
AUGCGCACAGAAAAACCCGUUCCAAAACUUUAUCCUUAUUUAAGAGAAUGUCGUCACGUUGAUUGCUAUGAGCGACUUAAUCACAUUGAAGAAGGAUCUUAUGGUAUCGUCUUUAGAGCACGUGAUAAAGAAACAAACGAUAUUGUUGCUCUGAAGAAACUAAAGCUACAGCCUGAAAGUGGUGGAUUUCCUGUUACAAGUUUACGAGAAAUCCACGCAUUAAUGACUAUUAAACAUCCAAAUAUUGUUAAUGUGAGAGAGAUUGUUGUAGGGAAUCAUAUGGAUCAAGUAUUUAUUGUCAUGGAUUUUAUUGAUCAUGAUUUGAAAGGAUUAAUGCAAGAUAUGCGGGCACCAUUCCUGCAAUCAGAAAUCAAGACAUUGAUGUUACAGCUUUUAUCUGCAGUAGCAUUGUUACAUGAUAAUUGGAUUAUUCAUCGUGAUUUAAAGACAAGUAAUUUACUAUUAAAUAAUCGAGGCGAGAUUAAAGUGGCCGAUUUUGGUUUAGCUAGAAAAUAUGGUAGUCCUUUGGGUAAUAUGACCCAAUUGGUUGUUACAUUAUGGUAUAGAGCACCAGAGUUAUUAUUAGGUGCAAAAGAAUAUACAACCGCUAUCGAUAUGUGGUCAGUAGGAUGUAUCUUUGCAGAAUUAAUCAAUAAUGAGCCUUUAUUUUCGGGUAGAAGUGAAAUUGAUCAAUUAGAUAAGAUUUUCAAACUAUUAGGUAGCCCAACAGAAGAAGUAUGGCCUGGAUAUUCUCAGCUACCUCAUGCAAAGAAUAUAGCGCCUAUACAUCAACCAUAUAGUUCAUUAAGAAGUAAAUUUACUACGUUGACUCAAGCAGGCUUGGAUCUUCUCUCACGAUUAUUGACUUAUGAUCCUUCUAAACGAAUUACAGCAGAAGAGGCAUUAAAUCAUCCUUACUUUCAUGAAAGCCCUGCUCCUAAAGAUCCUUCUUUAUUUCCUACCUGGCCUUCUAAAGGAUCAGGGCACAAGUAA